ACGAAUCAAAUCAAAUUUAACGGAUAAAAUGUCCAGCCUAGUUUGAACCAAUUUGUAGUGUUUAACUGGUGUGUAAUUAUUAUUAUCAUUAUAUAUAUUAUGCUUUACUAUUUAAAAUAUUUAGAAUUUGUUAAACCAAAACCUUAUUAGAAGACAACCUAGAGGCUAGAGUAAGAAGGUUUUGUUUUUGUUUUUACUCUCUCACAGUAAUAUCUUCUUUUUCUUUCACCCUUCUCUUACCUUGCUCACACCUUUUCUCUCCUUAUAUCUCCUUUGUGUUAUAUAAUACACAGCAACCAACAAUCAAGAAGAUCAGAUAAUGGUGGGGUUUUUUAUUUUCACCUUAUCAAGAAUCCUCUGAUCAGUCAAAAUACACAUCAAUCAAUCACAUCCCCAAACACUCCAAAAAAGAAGCAGAUCUGCUUCCAACGUCAAAUCCUUUUUUCUUCUUACAAAAAAAAUGUCUAUGUCGUCUAUGUCAUCUCCUUCCUCAGCUGUUUUUUCACCAGAGCACCUCUCUCCCUCUGAACAUCUUUGCUAUGUCCAAUGCAACUUUUGCGAAACUAUUCUUGCGGUUAGCGUUCCUUACACAAGCUUGUUCAAGACCGUAACCGUCCGAUGUGGCUGCUGUACCAAUCUUCUUUCGGUGAACAUGAGAUCGCUUGUCCUCCCAGCGUCUAACCAGCUCCAGCUUGGUCCUCAAUCUUACUUCACACCCCAAAAUAUUCUGGAGGAGCUGAGAGAAGCACCAUCAAACAUGAAUAUGAUGAUGAUAAAUCAACAUCCUAAUAUGAAUGACAUACCAUCUCUCAUGGAUCUUCAUCAAAAACAUGAGAUUCCUAAAGCACCACCCACUAACCGCCCUCCAGAGAAAAGACAGAGAGUCCCAUCCGCAUAUAACCGAUUCAUCAAGGAGGAGAUCCAACGUAUCAAAGCCGGUAAUCCUGAUAUAAGCCACAGAGAAGCCUUUAGUGCUGCUGCCAAGAAUUGGGCCCACUUCCCCCACAUACACUUCGGGCUCAUGCCAGACAAUCAAUCCGUGAAGAAAACCAACAUGCCCCAACAGGAGGGUGAGGAGAACAUGGGGAUGAAAGAAGGGUUCUACGCUCCUUAUUAAAGAUAAAUAUAAGCUACAAGUAUUUCAGAGUUUUUACCAAAAAAAAAAAGUAUUUGAGAAUUUGAAAUCCAGUUUGUAGGGUUUAUGUUUACCCAAAAGUUGGGUUUAUUUUUAUUUCUUGAACUUAUAUAUAUUAUAUAUGCAUGCAUGCGUCUUCUUCUGUUGUUGUAAUCAAAUUCUUUAAUUAAUGAGGUUUGUUAUGUUAGUUUCGAUUUGUACUUGUGUGAUUAAUUAAUAAACUUUGCACAAUGUA
Molecule: messenger RNA, 1370 nt
Organism: Brassica napus (rape)
Lineage: Eukaryota; Viridiplantae; Streptophyta; Magnoliopsida; Brassicales; Brassicaceae
Product: axial regulator YABBY 1-like
Exons: 7
Coding region: 461-1117 (218 amino acids)
Biological process (GO): regulation of leaf development; fruit development; cell fate commitment
Cellular component (GO): nucleus
Source: RefSeq, a predicted model, not a curated record